AUGCAUUGUGCCUGUUUCUCUCGUUUACCACAAAAUGCUGAGAGGAUAUGUGUGAAACGCAGGGACCUUUGUGCUCAACUUCGUCAGUGGCAGCUGAAAGUUAUUGAAAAUGUUAAGAGAGGGCAGCACAAGAAGUCUCUAGACAAACUCUUCCAGGGCUUCAAACCAGCUGUAGAGGCAUGCUACUUCAACUAGGAAGAAGCAUAUCCCAUCCCUGGCAUCACCUACUGCAGUACAGACAAGAAAAACUCCUUUUGCUGGCUCAAGGCAUUUCAGCAGAGAAGCUGCCGACUUCAGUGUACUGAUGCAGUAUGUGAAGGUGGGCGAGGGCAGGGACAUGAAAGUUGUCACCUCUUUAGAGACAGAUCACACCCAUGCUCACAAGAGAUGUCUGUGCGUCCCAAAGAACUUGUAGGUAAAAGAAAGGUGACCUCAGAAGUUCCACAAAGGGUUUUGAGAAGACUUUCUACAGAAGGAGGAGAAAAGACUGUAUAUAAAUCCACAGUAAACAAAGGAAAAAUUACAGCAAGUAAGUGUGUUGCCAGCAAGCAUAGUGGCAAACGUCGAAUGAGUAGCGAAGACAGCUCACUGGAGCCAGAUAUGGCUGAAAUGAGUCUGGAUGACAGCAGCUUGGCGCUUGGGGCUGAAGCUUGUAACACUUUUAGCUUUGUAGAAUCUCCUCUUAGCAGAAAAUACCAGGACAACUUUGAAGAUGAAGGUGGGGUAUAUUAUUCUGAAGGUCUUGAACCAGUGGUUGGUGUAAGUGGAACAAUAUCAAAGGCUGAUUCUGAUCGAAUUGGGGAAUCUGCUGCUGCUAGUGGAGAAGAAGAUCUGAUAUCUGCAGAUGAGGGAAAAAGUAUCAAACCUGAAGAGAUGGGUGAGGAUGGAGCUGUGGGAGGGGGUAAAGGAGAAAGCAAAGAUGCUGAAGAGGGGGAUGUGAAAGAGAAGGGAGAGGAAGAAGAUGACUACCAAGCAUACUACCCAAGUCAUCAAGAGGCAGCAAAGAAUGAAGAUGAGAAAGGAGAUGAAGGACUGGAUGAAGAACAAGACAUAUUUGCUGGAUUAAAACCUCUGGAGCAAGAGAAUCGAAUGGAGGUAAUUGAGCCUCUUUGUGAUUUUCUUGUAAAAUUGGCAUAUCAAGAGUCAGAAAUUGUGUCUUUACUAAAAAAGAUCCCAUUGGACUGCAAUGAAAUGAAUACUAUCCGUGGUCGAGCAAAGGAUUUACGAGAUGGGACUUUGUGCGAUUACAGACCUGUUCUCCCUCUUAUGCUUGCCAGUUUUAUUUUUGAUGUGUUGUGCACCCCAGUGGUUUCCCCUACAGGCUCCCGUCCCCCGAGUCGUAAUCGCAACAAUGAGAUGCCGGGAGAUGAAGAGCUUGGCUUUGAGGCAGCUGUAGCUGCAUUAGGGAUGAAAACAACAGUCAGUGAAGCGGAACAUCCUUUGCUUUGUGAAGGCACAAGAAGAGAGAAGGGAGAUUUGGCACUAGCCUUGAUGAUUACCUAUAAGGACGAUCAGUCAAAAUUAAAAAAGAUUUUGGACAAGCUGUUAGACCGAGAAAGUCAGACUCAUAAACCACAGACCUUAAGUUCCUUCUACUCUUCCAGUAAACCUGCAGCAGCCAAUCAAAAAUCCCCAUCCAAACAUGCCUCUCAGUCUAGUGCAUCCAUCCUUAUAUCAGGUACCCCACCAGCUCAUCAGCAGCAAGGAGUAGCCAAUACAGUCCAUGGAGGCCUGGGGGAAAACCUUCCAGAAAAGAGCACACAGGAUAGCUCCCAGAAAUCAACUGGGGAGCCAUCAGGGGAAGCACAUGUGUAUAAACAGGAGGGAAAAGUCCCAAGCCGUCUUGCUUUGGGGAACCGAGGAGGUUACAAUGGGAGAUGCUGGGGUUCACCAGUGCGUCAAAAGAAGAAGCAUACAGGCAUGGCUAGUAUUGAUAGCAGUGCCCCAGAAACAACAUCAGACAGUUCCCCAACCCUCAGCCGUCGUCCUUUGCGUGGUGGUUGGGGAGCUACACCGUGGGGGAGAGGCCAAGAUAGUGACAGUAUCAGCAGCUCCUCUAGUGAAUCUUUGGGAUCAUCAUCUUCCAGUGGCAGCAGGAGAACCAGUGGGGGAGUUCGAGCCAAGACUGUUGAAGUGGGCCGAUACAAGGGCCGUCGCCUGGAAAGCCAUGCACCCCAUGUUCCUAACCAACCUUCUGAAGCCGCUGCUCACUUCUAUUUUGAGCUGGCUAAAACUGUCCUCAUUAAAGCUGGAGGAAACAGCAGCACCUCCAUCUUCACCCAUCCGUCAUCCAGCGGUGGACAUCAAGGGCCCCACCGCAACCUGCACCUCUGUGCCUUUGAAAUAGGCCUCUAUGCUUUGGGGCUGCACAAUUUUGUUUCUCCAAACUGGCUGUCUAGGACUUAUUCCUCCCAUGUUUCCUGGAUAACAGAUCAUUUCAUGUUGAUGGGGGAGGGGGGGGGGUUAGAAAAAAAUAAGGAGGAUUAUGGAAACAAGACAGGGAAGACCAAGGAACAGGAACAAAGUCAGACAUUCACUCAGUGGGUAACAGUAGUCAGCCAGGUCAGCAAAGUAUUCAGAUCAGCAGAAGAGCAGGGAACUGAUAACAUGAUGUUGGAAAAGGCCUGUGUGGCUGUAGAAGAUGCUGCCAAGGGAGGAGGCGUUUAUCCUGAGGUCUUGUUUGAAGUGGCCCAUCAGUGGUAUUGGCUGUAUGAGCAGAUGGUUGGUGGGACUCCUGUGCCGAGAGAGGGGGCUACUGGCUGCAGUACUGGAGGGGCUCGGCAGUGUGGACUUUCAGACAACAGGAUCAUCCAGGAAACAUCCACUGUGACUGUUGCAACAGCGGUGACUGCAGCAACUGUUGUGUUAGUGAUAUCAGUAGGCUCUACAAUAUAUCAGCAACAUACAGCAAUGGCUCAUGCACAUACACAGGGUCUCCACCCUUACACCACUCUUCAAACACAUAUACCAUCUGUCUGUAACCCACAGUACAUUGGUAUUCCUCACCAGCAACUCCCACAACCAGCUCUCCUUCCAGUCACAGGGGCUCUAUACACCCAGGUACUGAGACAUAAAGCCAGACUGGGGUUUGGUGAGGUCCUUCUGCAGACAUACUGUAGGGAAUGUUCAUAGUGGAACAACAUUUCCAGCCAUCCAAGGGUCAACCAUGACAACACUACGCACCCAGCCUGCAUCUCUAGUCACGCCAGGCUUCCCUGCAGAAGAUGAACAGCACAGCCAGCCUGUAAGCCCCCAAGGUUUGCAUUACCUGCAUUCAGCUUAUAGCGUAGGGAUGCUGGCUCUGGAGAUGCUGGGCAGGAGAGCCCACAAUGACCACCCUAACAACUUCUCCAGAAGCCAUCCAUACACAGAAGAUGUCAAAUGGUUACUAGGUUUAGCUGCCAAGUUAGUACAUCCACCACAGACUCAUCCACCUCACCCCGGCUGACAACGAUGAUUUUGUAAACGACAUCCGUAGUGCCAGAAGUGCAUUCUGUCUCACGCCUUUAGGAGCAAUGCAGUUCAACGACAUCCUACAGAAUCUGAAACGUAACAGGCAGACCAAGGAGCUGUGGCAAAGGGUUUCCUUAGAAAUGGCAACUUUUUCUCCUUGAUGAUACAGGCACAAGUUGAUUAGUAACCAUGGAGACUCUUGGGGGGGGGAUACAGGCUCCUCAAAGGGAAUAGGACACUACAAAUCAUCCAGUUUGGGACUGGACUAAACAUCUUAGGCAGAAAUUUAUUGCAGGAGGCCAGCAAUGUUACGUUAGAGGGUUAGCUCCUGUCAUAGCAACCAGCUGUGGGGUUCACAUCUCCAACCCCACAACAACCGUAAAAUAUUUGUACAUUGGCUUUCUUUCUCUUUUCUAAUAUAUAGUUUUUUUUUUAUAUUAGGAAAAAGUAUGACACAGGAAAGUUUACAGGAAACAAUACCAAGGAAAAAGGCAUAUUAGUAUCAACUGGCAUUCAAUUGACCAUGCAUCUAAAAUAAAACAUCAUUUUGUGUUCAAUGAA
Messenger RNA from Xenopus laevis (African clawed frog), 4014 nucleotides. RefSeq names its product zinc finger SWIM domain-containing protein 8. NCBI's taxonomy places the organism in Eukaryota, Metazoa, Chordata, Amphibia, Anura, Pipidae. The record is from RefSeq and is a predicted model, not a curated record.